Messenger RNA from Meloidogyne enterolobii, 986 nucleotides. Lineage: Eukaryota; Metazoa; Nematoda; Chromadorea; Rhabditida; Meloidogynidae. The record is from the annotation of a GenBank genome assembly.
AUGAAACUUGAUAGUAUAUUAAUAAUUUUAAUCGUCAAUGCGAUAUUUUGGAGUUUAAUUAAUUCUGUUAAAAAUAAUAAAGAGAAAAAUGAGUUAAGUAGAGUUGGGGAAACCUCAAAGGAUAACGACGAAGCUGAAUCAUCGGUUAAUGCUCAAAUUCGAAUGUUAAACCCAAAAGCUAAAAUUACAAAAAAGGGCACAACUAAAGAUAAUAAAGAAGAAAAAAAGUUGAAUCAAAGGAAAUAUAUGAGAAUGUGGCGUCAAAAUAAUAAGGAAAAGACGAUAGAAUAUUUCCGAGAAUACCGCUCAAACAAUAAAGAAAAAAUACUAGAAUAUUUUCGAGAAUAUCGUGAAAAUAAUAAAGAAAAACUGACAGAAUCUGGUCGAAACUACUACAGAAAUAAUAAAGGAAAAAAGCGAGAAUGGAAUCGAAAAUACCGAGAAAAUAAUAAGGAAAAAUUGAAAGAAUACCAUCAAAAUAACAAAGAAAAGAAGCGAGAAGCUAAUCGAAAAUACCGAAAAAAUAAUAAGGAAAAAUUGAAAGAAUAUCAUCAAAAUAACAAAGAAAAGAAGCGAGAAGCUAAUCGAAAAUACCGAGAAAAAAGGAAAAAUAAAAAAGCAAAUUUACAAAAUGUUGAUCCAAUAGUAGGAAAUGUUCAUUCCGAUAAUGGAGGAGGAAAUGAUUCUCAAGAAGAAAAUCUUUCUGAUCAAGGGGAGGAAGAAGGUGACAAAGACGAAACAGAAACUUAUAUGGAUGAGCAAAAUCAGACUGUGGAUGAAGACAAAGACGAAGCUUAUAUGGAUGAGCAAAACCAAACUGUGAUAGAAGAGCCAAAUAAAAUUCCCGAGAAUUGCAUGAAUCAGAUAGAUUUGAAUGAGAAAUAUUAUCCUUUUGAUUUGAACGAGAAACCUGAGAACGAAGUUGAAGAUAGUUGUUAAGAAAGAGAUAUAUUUGAAAAAACCCGAUUAAAAAAAAAUUUUCAAAG